Messenger RNA from Xyrauchen texanus (razorback sucker), 1144 nucleotides. Its product is annotated as natural killer cell receptor 2B4-like. The transcript has 5 exons. The coding region runs from base 95 to 934 and encodes 279 amino acids. NCBI's taxonomy places the organism in Eukaryota, Metazoa, Chordata, Actinopteri, Cypriniformes, Catostomidae. The record is from RefSeq and is a predicted model, not a curated record.
AACACAGUGGACUGUAUCACAUCGAUCUGACGGUCAAUCUGCUGAAUCUAAAUAUACUCUGGAGACUUGCAAUACUACUGCCCAGUCUUGUAAAAUGUCUAUGUGGAGCAUCAUCUUGUUUUUCAUCUGUGUGCAAGAUGUCGAUGCAGAUGGUACGGUGUCAGUGAUGGAGGGAGAUUCCGUCACUCUUCAUACAGGUCUUACUGCAAUACAGAGAGAGGAUACCAUACUGUGGCUUUUCGGACCUCCAGACACUCGUAUCGCUGACAUUUAUAAGCAGAUCAUUACUAUAUAUGAUGAGAGAUUCAGAGGCAUUCAACUGGACAUUACAACUGGAUCUCUUACCAUAAAGAACAUCAGAGGCUCAUACUCUGGACUUUAUAAACUAACUAUUUUCAGCCAACGAGGAGUCUCACACAAGGCAUUUCGAGUUACCGUCUAUGCACCCGUCACAACACCUGUCAUCAGUACAAACUCUCGGGUCACUGAGCAACAAACUCCAGCACAUCUGCCCAUUCCUGUCAUCUCUACAGACUCUUCUCAAUGUUCUUCAUCAUCUGAAAGUUCAUCUAAAUGUGUGUUGCUGUGUUCAGUGGUGAAUGUGACACAUGUGACUCUCUCCUGGUACAAAGGAAACAGUUUAUUGUCCUCCAUCAGUGUGUCUGAUCUCAACCGCAGUCUCUCUCUACCUCUGGAGGUGGAAUAUCAGGAGAACAACAUCUACAGCUGUGUGAUCAACAAUCCCAUCUGUAACCAGACUAAACAUCUCAACAUCACUGAAGUCUGUCAGCCGUGUUCAGACCCUAUGCAGUGUUAUGGUUUUACUGAAGCAGUGAUCCGAUUGGUCAUCUCUGCUCUGGUGGGUGUGGCUACUGUUGCUGUAUUGGUUGAGCACUUCAGAUCCAGACGAGUUCAACAGGAGAAGAAAGCAUAAACGUCAACUCUUCAAUGAUGCAAAGUCCAUUCUCACAAGGUGAUUGUUGUUGAACAACUGUCUCUUAAGCCACCUUUUCACUUGGACUGUUGUUUUUGUCUCCCUAGUGGCAGUCGUGAUGCAUUGACUUUUUGCUCGCAAUGGAUUUUGUUUACUGAAGAAGCUACCAGAGGUUUACCUAAGAAUGACAUUACUGUGUGUGAUUUUGUU